AUGCCAGCCAAGCCUCGUAAACCAGCAGAUCAUGCCGCGCCUGCACCUGCCUCCGCCUCAGACUCUGCUACAGAAGACGCACCGGCUGAAAAUACUCUGGACACGGGCAAUGUAGUGAUUCUUAGCACAAUCUCCUCUCUGCGCUCUGAAAUACGCUCAGUCAAAUCUGAUAUCGGUGAUGUAAUAGACUCCAAGAUUGAACAACUUGCUGUCUCCAUAAGAGGAGAGCUCACCACAUUCCAACAAGAGGCCAGCUCCUUGAUUUCUGCGGUUAAAAUCACCGUGGAUGAGCAUGCUUCAAAACUGGCUGGCUUGGAAGCUAAUGCUUCAACCUCUUCAGAUACAGUAGCCAAGCUUGAACAAGAAAUGGGCCGUUUAAAGCAGGUGGUCGAGCAGCUUUCGGACAAAUUCAUGGACCUUGAAGGACGUAGUAGAAGACAAAAUAUUUGUAUACUACACAUUAAGGAAGGAUUUUGUGACAUUAAGCAGAAUGAAGCUGCUGUAAAGAUCCUGCUGAAUCUGUUUGUUUCAGCAUCAGAGCUUAAUGAAAAUACAGAAGAAAGUUAUACUCAACUAGUAACAUCUGUGUGCAGCUACACAUCUUUCCCCUGUAAUGAGAAUUAUGAAGAUUAUCAGAUUGAUCAGUGUGAUUUCUUGCUGGAUCUGUGUUCACAUGUGAAGGACUAUGAGACUCAAACAGGCAGGAGUGUCCUUCCAGCAUUACAGGCAAUUUAUCAGUCAGCUCCUGCAGUCUGGAUCAUAAACCUUUCAGAGAGAAAGAGCUCCAUCCUCCUAGAAGUGCUGAAACUCCAAACAGAGAAGAAACCAGUAGAGCUGAUAGACUGGACAGAUGAAGAGAGUGAAGUGAGGGGAUUCCUCCAGUGUCUGCCCUACAUCUCACAGCUCAGAUUUUUUUACAUUAACAACAUGGAGAGAGAAGCUGCUGUAAAGUUUCUGCUGAAUCUGUUUGUUUCAGCAUCAGAGUUUGAUGAAAAUACAGAAGAAAAUUACACUGAACUAUUAACAUCUGUGUGCAGCUACACAUCUUUCCCCUGUGAUGAGAAUUAUGAAGAUUAUCAGAUUGAUCAGUGUGAUUUCCUGCUGGAUCUGUGUUCACAUGUGAAGGACAAUGAGACUCAAACAGGUAGGAGUGUCCUUCCAGCAUUACAGCCAAUUUAUCAGUCAGCUCCUGCAGUCUGGAUCAUAAACCUCUCAGAAAGAAAGAGCUCCAUCCUCCUGGAAGUGCUGAAACUCCAAACAGAAAAGAAACCAGCAGAGCUGAUAGACUGGACAGAUGAAGAGAGUGAAGUGAGGGGAUUCCUCCAGUGUCUGCCCUACAUCUCACAGCUCAGAUUUUUUUACAUUAACAGCAUGAAGAGAGAAGCUGCUGUAAAGUUUCUGCUUAAUCUGUUUGUUUCAGCAUCAGAGCUUGAUGAAAAUACAGAAGAAAAUUACACUGAACUAUUAACAUCUGUGUGCAGCUACACAUAUUUCCCCCGCAGUGAAAACUAUGCUUGCCAUCACUCUGGUCAGUGUGAUUUCCUGCUGGAUCUGUACUCACAUGUGAAGGACUAUGAGACUCAAACAGGCAGGAGUGUCUUUCCAGCAUUACAGCCAAUUUAUCGUUCAGCUCCUGCAGUCUGGAGAAUAAAGCUCUCAGAGAGAAAGAGCUCCAUCCUCCUAGAAGUGCUGAAACUCCAAACAGAGAAGAAACCAUUAGCGCUGAUAGACUGGACAGAUGAAGAGAGUGAAGUGAGGGGAUUCCUCCAGUGUCUGCCCUACAUCUCACAGCUCAGAUUUUGUGACAUUAAGCAGAAUGAAGCUGCUGUAAAGAUCCUGCUGAAUCUAUUUGUUUCAGCAUCAGAGCUUAAUGAAAAUACAGAAGAAAGUUAUACUCAACUAGUAACAUCUGUGUGCAGCUACACAUCUUUCCCCUGUGAUGAGAAUUAUGAAGAUUAUCAGAUUGAUCAGUGUGAUUUCCUGCUGGAUCUGUACUCACAUGUGAAGGACUAUGAGACUCAAACAGGCAGGAGUGUCUUUCCAGCAUUACAGGCAAUUUAUCAGUCAGCUCCUGCAGUCUGGAGCAUAAAGCUCUCAGAGAGAAAGAGCUCCAUCCUCCUAGAAGUGCUGAAACUCCAAACAGAGAAGAAACCAGUAGAGCUGAGAGACUGGACAGAUGAAGAGAGUGAAGUGAGGGGAUUCCUCCAGUGUCUGCCCUACAUCUCACAGCUCCGAUUUUUUUACAUUAACAACAUGAAGAGAGAAGCUGCUGUAAAGAUCCUGCUGAAUCUGUUUGUUUCAGCAUCAGAGUUUGAUGAAAAUACAGAAGAAAAUUACACUGAACUAUUAACAUCUAUGUGCAGCUACACAUCUUUCCCCUGUGGGGAGAAUUAUAGUCAUUAUUAUAUAAAGAUUCAUCAGUGUGAUUUCCUGCUGGAUCUGUGGUCACAUGUGAAGGACAAUGAGACUCAAACAGGCAGGAGUGUCCUUCCAGCAUUACAGACGAUUUAUCAUUCAGCUCCUGCAGUCUGGAUCAUAAAGCUCUCAGAGAGAAAGAGCUCCAUCCUCCUAGAAGUGCUGAAACUCCAAACAGAGAAGAAACCAGUAAAGCUGAUAGACUGGACAGAUGAAGAGAGUGAAGUGAGGGGAUUCCUCCAGUGUCUGCCCUACAUCUCCCAGCUCAGAUUUUAUUACAUUAUCUACAGGAAGAGAGAAGCUGCUGCAAAGUUUCUGCUGAAUCUGUUUGUUUCAGCAUCAGAGUUUGAUGAAAAUACAGAAGAAAAUUACACUGAACUACUAACAUCUGUGUGCAGUUACACAUCUUUCCCCUAUGAUGAUGAUGAUGAUGAUGAUGAUGAUGAUGAUGAUGAUGAGCAUACUGAGGAUCACUGUGAUUUCCUGCUGGAUCUGUGGUCAUAUGUGAAGGACUAUGAGACUCAAACAGGCAGGAGUGUCCCUCCAGGAUUACAGACAAUUUUUCAGUCAGCUCCUGCAUUCUGGAGCAUAAAACUCUCAGAGAGAAAGAGCUCCAUCCUCCUAGAAGUGCUGAAACUCCAAACAGAGAAGAAACCAGUAGAGCUGAUAGACUGGACAGAUGAAGAGAGUGAAGUGAGGGGAUUCCUCCAGUGUCUGCCCUACAUCUCACAGCUCAGAUUUUAUUACAUUAUCAACAUGGAGAGAGAAGCUACUGUAAAGUUUCUGCUGAAUCUGUUUGUUUCAGCAUCAGAGUUUGAUGAAAAUACAGUAGAAAAUUACACUGAACUACUAACAUCUGUGUGCAGCUAUUCAUCCUUCCCCUGCAGUGAAAACUAUGCUUGCCAUCACUCUGAUCAAAGUGAUUUCCUGCUGGAUCUGUGUUCACAUGUGAAGGACUAUGAGACUCAAACAGGCAGGAGUGUCUUUCCAGCAUUACAGCCAAUUUAUCGUUCAGCUCCUGCAGUCUGGAGAAUAAAGCUCUCAGAGAGAAAGAGCUCCAUCCUCCUAGAAGUGCUGAAACUCCAAACAGAGAAGAAACCAGUAGAGCUGAGAGACUGGACAGAUGAAGAGAGUGAAGUGAGGGGAUUCCUCCAGUGUCUGCCCUACAUCUCACAGCUCAGAAAUGCUGAGCGGUUCAUCCCUUUACUGUGUAAAGUGUUUAGACCGAGAGUGAAGGCAGAUCAGGUGACUCCUCUGCUCCAGGCUUUAGACUUCACCGUCACUCUGAGUGGAAAAUUACCCAGCAGCACCUGCAGAUCUGUGGGGAGAGUUCUGGGCCGUUCACCCUCAAAACUAAACCUGACUCUGAACACAAGCGUCAUCUCUCUCAGAGGACUCAAACUGCUCUUCAAACACAUCAAACACCUGCAGAAACUGAGUGUGGAAGACAAACUGUUAGUGAAGAUGUCCAGAGCGCUGAGGUCAUUGAAUGCUCCUUCACUGACCACAGAGGAGUUUACACUGCUCACAAAAGACUCAAAGCAAAAUCUCUCUCAUAUCCUGAGCAGUUUGUCGUCUCUCCUGAGACUGUUGUCUGUUCAGUGUUUGGAUCUCACUAAUUGUAAAUCAGAGUCUCUUUCUCUCACGGCUCUGUUGGGUCUCCAGAAACCUCUGACUAUCAGGUUCUCUAAAGAGACUCUUCAGCAGCUGGUUUCACUGGUGUGUGAAGCACAGGAUGAUGAACUGACACGCUCUUUCCUGAAGAAGGUGUCUAAAGAUCUGACUUCCUGCUCACUGACCUGGGAACAGAUUAAUUACCUGCUGCAACAUCAAGCUCUGAAUCUGAAGUUGGACUUUAGAAAGAGCAAAAUCCCCUGUGAAAACAUCAGAGAACUUCUUCUGGUGUUAGACAGAAUCCAGCUGAAAGGGUUGAGCCCCAGCUUUACUCUGUCCAUCAUUAUGGAGAUUUAUGAGACUCGUUUUCCUCAGUAUGUGUCCAGUCUGAUUAGUUCAGCAGGAAAUGACAUCAACCUUAGCGGCAGAGUGUUGGACUCUGUUCACUGCGCUGCCCUGCGCUUCACUCUAGAGCACUGCAACACUGUCAAACUCAAUCUGCUGUGGACCUCCAUACCAGAGGAGGAGCUGGAGAGCUUUCUGCCUUUGAUCAGCAGAGUCACACGGCUCAGUGUUGACAGGCUGCUGCUGCUGAAGCUGCUUCAUUGCUGCAGUUCCUCUGAUCUCCAGCAGGAGGCUGCUGCUGCUCUGCUCUCUGCUCUUCACAACAGACUGGACUUCUCCUGCUGCUCCACUCUGGAUUUAACAGACACACGGAAAAAUCAAAAACAUUUGAAACUAACAAAUAAAGACUGUAGAAUAAUCUCAUCUGUGCUUCAGAAAACCAAAUGUGUGAAGCUGAUUUUACAGGACUGUAAGAUCUCUGAUACGGCUCUGAAACAACUUUGGCCAAUCCUGCGUCAAGUCCAGCUGAGCUGCAGUAAAGCUCUGCUGCUGCAGUUUCUGGCUUGUAUCAGUAAAGGUGGAUCUCAGAGAGGAUCUUUGAGGAGGACUGAGGCUCUUUCACAGGCUUUGGGAGGAGAGAUGGACCUCAGUCACACUCAGAUGGACCAGAGCGCUUGUGAACAUUUGGCGCUGUUUCUGGAAUAUUCUGAAGGGCUGAAAGAACUGGAUCUCAGUCACUGUAAACUCACUGAUGACUGCAUGAAGCCGCUGCUGCCGCAUCUGCACAAAACUCAGACUCUGGACCUGAGUCACAAUAAUGUCACAGAUGAAUCAGCAGAGAGAAUCCACAGUGUCGUCUCCACUCACAGCAAUGUUCAGACUGUACGACUGUUCGGAAACAAAGUCAGAGACGGAAAGCAGUUCAUCGGAGACAAGCGGUUUUAAAUGUGAAGAUCCUGGACUGUAAAUGACUAAAUUCAUGACAAAACAAACUGACUAUCACUUUGUAAAGCAAUGUUGAGGUAAUAAUGUAUAUAUUGCCUUAAUAUACAUAUUAGAGCAAGAGUUAUUUUUUUGAAUGUAGUACUGGGUAUUUAUCUGUCUGAACUGGAGAGUCGCUGCUCAUCAAGUUCAAGAGACUGACAUUGUGUCUUCAUGUUCUAGCCUGUAUUUUAUAAUUUAUAUUCCACAUUUAUAAUUCAGUUUGGAUACAAGAGUCUGCUAGCCUAUAUGAAUAAAUGUAAAUAUGAUGAUAAUGAACUCCAAUACUCAGUCUGUUUUAUUUGAGCUGUAUGGAGGUUGCGAGUGUUAUGGUUAUCAUGCAGUAAAAUAUAUAGUUAGACCCAACCUGAGCAAACAUACAUUUUGUACUUACUUUGUACUUUUGUUUUAUCAUAUCUUUAUCUUCAUAUCUCUAUAUAUGUAUAUUUGUUCGUUAGUAUUCAGUGUUCAUUUACUUAAUACUUUUAAUAGUUUUACUUUUUUUUAAUGUAAUCUUGUGUUGUCUUCUUCACAAAUAAAGACAAGACAAUGUCUCCAUUUUAAGGUUUUCAUUACAUGUUGUUAAUUAGUAAUUUUCCUUUGACUUUGCUUUGGUAUGAUAGCACUUGUUGAAUUAGUGCUGGUCAGAGUAAGUUAGACUGAGCACUGGGAAAGACACAACUAAAAGAUUUUUCAAUAAACUGCUGAUAUUGUACUAGAA
Megalobrama amblycephala (Wuchang bream) is the source of this 6076-nucleotide messenger RNA. RefSeq lists its product as uncharacterized. Bases 1 to 5319 code for a protein of 1772 amino acids. The record is from RefSeq and is a predicted model, not a curated record. Gene Ontology annotation, molecular function: protein binding. NCBI's taxonomy places the organism in Eukaryota, Metazoa, Chordata, Actinopteri, Cypriniformes, Xenocyprididae. The transcript is spliced from 15 exons.